AUGAGAGUGUAUGAUGGAACAGAAUACGUGAUGGUCUCAUAUCAAGAUGCAACUAAACUACCUGAAUGGCAUCCGAUUAGCAGAUUGCGCAACGCUGAAGGCUUGAUAAAGGAAUAUAAAAUCAAGGCGAGCCAAGCUGAGCAACGUCAAGCAGAAAGAAAAGCGCGUGAGGUAGUGAAUACAACUAAAUCUUAUCAAGGAAAAUUGCAAAAGAUAGGUGGACAGAUUAAAUCUCAACAAGAUUGCGUUAAAGAAGUCAAGGACAUUAAUGUUAUUUGUAAAAACAAAAGGCAUGACAAUUCUCAGAGAUCGACUGAAUCAGUAAAGAAUCAGAAAACUGCAAAUUUUCAUCCUGCCCUAGGCAGAAAUUAUAAAUCUGAUGGUGAAAUGACAGACGUUGAGUGUGUGUUUGAACAAAGCGACAAACUUUUAAUAGGAAUUGGGGAGUGCUUAUCUGGGAAACCUGUAUCAAACGUAAAAAUUAAAUGUGCUUUGAAAAACGAGUGUGUAUCUAAAGAUG
Molecule: messenger RNA, 520 nt
Organism: Racocetra fulgida
Lineage: Eukaryota; Fungi; Glomeromycota; Glomeromycetes; Diversisporales; Gigasporaceae
Source: the annotation of a GenBank genome assembly